This is a messenger RNA of Papaver somniferum (opium poppy), 2204 nucleotides long. RefSeq lists its product as uncharacterized. The record is from RefSeq and is a predicted model, not a curated record. The coding region runs from base 203 to 1087 and encodes 294 amino acids. Lineage: Eukaryota; Viridiplantae; Streptophyta; Magnoliopsida; Ranunculales; Papaveraceae. The transcript is spliced from 3 exons. Gene Ontology annotation, molecular function: protein binding.
CCUGGGAAACACAUACAACACCAUUGGAGAAGCUCUUGCUAUUUGGGUGUUGCUCGAUGUGCGGAAUUUUCUCUCUCUGUAAACAAAACUUAUCUUUCCCCGAAAUUUCUUUUCCUACCAAACACAUUCCUCCCACCAAAACCCUAAAAUAUCAAAUUCUCAACGAAACUAAAUCCUUCCUUCGUCCAAAACGGUGUUUUUCAUGACGAAGAAUUUCAUCAAUUUUGUUCCAGAAGAGAUCAUGUUCAACAUCUUAACUCGUUUGACUACCGAAUCAGUAUUAGAAUGCAAAUUGGUUUGGAAAUCGUGGAAGCGUCUCAUUCAUCAUCCAUCAUUCGCUCAAUUGCAUUUAACUCAUCUCAAUCUUCCUCCUAAUUCAAGUUCUGGGUGUGUUGAGGCUUGGGGAUUUGGUUAUCUACCUUCUACAAGUGAAUACAAAGUAGUUCAGAUUUACGGCUUUAAUUCCUUAGAGGUGGAGGUGUACACUGUUGGCAGUGGUAAUGGAUGGAGAAAUGUUGGAAAGUUUGAUUUCACAUUUCACCCAUAUUAUGACAAUGUUGGUGUGUUUGCCAAUGGAGCUCUUCAUUGGAGGAAUCGUGGUGAUUCAGGAAAGGUUGUGGUAUUUGAUUUAGCUGAUGCAAAGUUUCUUGAACAUAUUUCACCACCUCCAAUGCUACCAGACGUUGAUGAUGAUAUUGAUGAAUUUGCGAUAGGAGUUUGUAAUGGGAUUUUGUUUUAUGGUGUUGAUCAAACCACAGAAGAAGGUGAAAGAUUAUUGGAUGUAUGGCUAUUAAAUAAGAAAGAGCAGGGGGGACAACUGUCAUUUGGUUGGAGUAAAGAGUUUAGUCUUUCCCAUAGAGAACCAUUUACCUUUACCAACCGUGGCCACUCUUUAUUUUACGAUCAGGGCCGUCUCAAGUACUACCGUUCAGAUUUAACCUCACACAUAUUUAUGAGUUUUAGUGACAUAUGUCGUCAAGUAUUUCCUCACAAGCACACCUUAAUUUCAUUGAAACAAUUAGGAGAAGAAGAUACAGAAAAUAUGAAGGCACGAGAGGUUGAGGAGUCAGGAGUCAGACAACAGUGAUUAACGGAGCAACUGUCGGCAGAUUAGAUCCUUAAAUACGUACUUAUAAACAGGAAUCUGUCACUGCACCUCUUUCGGCACUGGUUUUGGUUCCGGUUUGAUUGCACAUCACAUUAAUUCAAACUCGAAUUUUAAGAUCAACACAGGUGGCCAAACUACAUUCUGGUUUGGUAACUGAUUAGGUUCAAGGACCUUGCGUGAUCUUUAUCCUCUCUUUUCAAGCUGGUGCGUAACAAAUGUACAAGCAUCAGAGAUGGUACUUUAACCGAAGGUGAAGUUUCCAACUGGUCUUUGGACGUCUCGUUAAUUUUAAUGAGGUUAGAAUGGUGGAAUCGGUGCAGUUGUUGUGGUUAAUUCUGUCAGUUCCUCUUGAACUGAAUCAUGCCGCUGAUAUUAGAACCUGGAAACUAACAACUACUGGUCACUUAAGUUUUAAGCCCUGUUACAAUCAUACAAUUUCAGGUAUGUCUGCUCCGCCUUUUCCUGAUUUCUUUGUGUGGAAUAAUUCUGUUCCACCAAAGAGAAUCUUCUUUAUUUGGACGGCUGUACAUGGUAAGAUCAACACUAUUCAUAUGCUUAAUCGUAAAGGCAUUCAGCUCCACAGCUCUUGCAUACUUUGUGGCGACGAAGAAAAGAGUAUCAAUCAUCUCUUGAUUCACUGUAAAGUGUCUAGAAGAGUUUGGAAUGAUUUAAACCCCAAAAAGAGACGAUCCUAGGUGUUUCCUAAGUCCAUUUGUGAUAUCGCUUUUUGCUGACAAGGUAAAGGAUUAUCUCAAGAUGGAAGAUGGUCUGGCCUCUUAUUCAUGCUGUUGUUGCUUGGGUUCUUUGGAGAGACCGAAACAAGCAUACUUUUGAAGAGAAGUAUGCUUUUAAGACUGAUGCAGAAGCCAAAACGUGAUUCUUCUAUGAGCAAAGGCAGCUGGAAACUCUCCUCGCAUUAACUUUUCUCAUUCUGUUCAUUCUGUUUUCAAUUGGGAAAUAACCUUUAUCUAGCUGUUUCACUUUUUUUUCUUUUUCUUUUACUUAUAGUCUUUAAAUCAUGUUAGUCUUCCAUAAAUCUGUAAGUUUCCUGCAUGGAAGCAGGCACUAUUGUCGUGGUGUUUCACUUCAUUUACCA